AUGCAGGUACAGAUCUUGCUCCUGCUCCCCAUGGCCUUUCUCCUGCCCUCAGGGACUUGGGCUGGUGAGAUCAUCGGGGGCCGGGAAGCCAAGGCCCACUCCAGACGCUAUAUGGCCUAUCUGGAAAUACAAGAUGGGCAGGUUAAAAAAAAAUGUGGAGGGUUCCUGGUGAAGACAAACUUUGUGCUGACAGCUGCUCACUGCAAGGGAAGCAAGAUCACUAUCAAGUUGGGAGCCCAUAACAUUAGUGAACAGGAACGGAGCCAACAGAAAAUCCCUGUGCGCCACCAGAUCCCCCACCAGCAAUAUGACAAGAAGACCCUUAACAAUGACAUCAUGCUGCUGCAGCUGUCACGCAACGCAGUGCUGAAUAACUGGGUGCGGCUCAUCCCCCUGCCAAAUGCCAAGUCCAGGGUGAGGCCGGGAUCCAUGUGCAGCGUGGCUGGAUGGGGUCGGACUGGCCGGAACUCAAGAACUGAUACCCUCCGUGAGGUGGACCUCGAGGUCAUGAAGGAUGACAUGUGUCAUCUGUACCCUGGAUACAACCACUCAACAAUGCUGUGUGUGGGGAAGCCCGGCCUGGGGAAAUUACCUUAUCGGGGUGAUUCUGGUGGCCCCUUGGUAUAUGACGGAGUGGUCCAGGGCAUCGCUUCAUAUGUUGACGAGCAUUUGUGGGAGCCAAGCGUGUUUACAAGACUCUCCACCUUCAUCCCCUGGAUCCAGAACAUUCUGCAGAAACAGCAUUAA
Emys orbicularis (European pond turtle) is the source of this 747-nucleotide messenger RNA. Its product is annotated as cathepsin G-like. The transcript has 5 exons. Gene Ontology annotation, molecular function: serine-type endopeptidase activity. Lineage: Eukaryota; Metazoa; Chordata; Testudines; Emydidae. Gene Ontology annotation, biological process: proteolysis. Gene Ontology annotation, cellular component: intracellular membrane-bounded organelle; cytoplasm. The record is from RefSeq and is a predicted model, not a curated record. Bases 1 to 747 code for a protein of 248 amino acids.